AUGUCGGCAGAUGCUGCUCCCGGACCACUCACAGUUCUCGUUUCGACGAGGGCUGUACUGACUCUGCCAGACGACAGCCUUAUCUUGACGCCUGCCACCAUUUCCAUCUCGACCGAAUUGGGUAAGAUCGUGGCUAUAGAGCAGACUGUCGUGCCCAAGACAUCUUUUCCUUCGUCGGUCACAUAUGUCGACUAUGGCUCCAAGGUGCUCAUGCCCGGUCUCGUCGAUGCGCACGUGCACCUCAACGAACCUGGCCGCACAGAAUGGGAGGGCUUCAAUACUGGUACUCGCGCAGCUGCCUCGGGAGGUGUAACUACAGUAAUUGACAUGCCAUUGAAUGCCAUCCCACCCACCACCACAGUCGCAGGUUUCAAGGAGAAGCUUGCCGCAAGUCGGGGACAAUGCUGGAUCGAUGUUGGUUUCUACGGCGGCGUCAUUCCGGGCAAUGCUAAUGAGCUUUUGCCGCUCGUCGAGGCCGGUGUUCGGGGCUUCAAGGGAUUUCUGAUCGAGUCUGGUGUUGACGAGUUUCCGGCAAUCUCUUCCAAGGAUAUUGAGCUGGCAAUGAAGACAUUGAAUGGAACACCAACAACAUUAAUGUUCCAUGCUGAAAUGAUUCCCCCAAUUGCGGACUCGGUCGGCGACAAGGUUCAGGCUUCUGAGCCACCGCUGGCGCCGCAUGGAGACCUGAAAGCUUAUCAGACAUUCCUCGAGUCUCGUCCGCCCGUUUUUGAAACGUGCGCCAUUGACGAGAUCAUUUCCUUGUCGCAUCUCGCCACAAAUCUGCACUUGCAUAUUGUCCAUCUUUCUGCCAUUCAGGCAAUUCCCAUACUGAAAAAGGCCAGAAAGAAUGGCGUCAACAUUACUGCCGAGACCUGCUUCCACUACCUGGGACUCGCAGCCGAGUCCGUAGAGGAUGGAGACUGCCGAUACAAGUGCUGCCCGCCGAUCCGCGAACAAAACAACCAAGAUGGCCUUUGGGACGAGCUGGUGGCGGAAGAUUCGUGCAUCAAGACCAUCGUAUCGGAUCAUUCGCCAUGCACGCCCGAGUUAAAGCUUCUUCCUCCGCACCUGCAGAACACCGAGGCUGCUCACAUGCACCACUCAGACUCGGGUGUCGACGUGACGGCCGACCUGCAGCUUGCCGACCUGGAUAAGCAGGCAACUCAAGCUUCGGCACAGGGCGACUUCUUCGCUGCGUGGGGUGGAAUCUCUUCAGUCGGCCUGGGUCUCCCCAUACUGUACACUGCCUCCACGCUCCGCGCCAAGCAGGGCGGCAAGACGCCGAGUCUGGUCGACGUCGUGCGCUUGUGUUGUCAGUCCACCGCGAAGCAGGUUGGUUUGUACCACCGCAAGGGCGCGCUCAAGGUUGGCAUGGACGCCGACGUUUGCGUAUUCGACGAUGCCGAAGAGUGGGUGUUGCAGAGCCACGGCAUGCACUGGAAGAACCGGUGCUCGCCUUGGGAGGGCCACAAAUUCCAGGGCCGCGUCAAGGAAACAUGGCUUAGGGGAACAAAGGUCUACCAGCAUGGCGGACUCAACCAUGGUUUCGUGACCGAAUCUCCUGUCGGCGAGGCCAUUGUUGAAAAGAGAACCGUGUAA
This is a messenger RNA of Pestalotiopsis fici W106-1, 1599 nucleotides long. RefSeq lists its product as uncharacterized. Gene Ontology annotation, cellular component: cytoplasm. Gene Ontology annotation, molecular function: allantoinase activity. Gene Ontology annotation, biological process: purine nucleobase catabolic process. The transcript has 2 exons. The record is from RefSeq and is a predicted model, not a curated record. Lineage: Eukaryota; Fungi; Ascomycota; Sordariomycetes; Amphisphaeriales; Sporocadaceae. Bases 1 to 1599 code for a protein of 532 amino acids.